AUGCGCCGCAGCCUUUGCUUGGGUGCUUUGGCCACUGCCAGCGGUCCGGGAGCCCCAGAUAGGAGCGUCAGGAGAGUCGAUCCUGGCGCGAGCAAGGUCUUCUUCUCUGAGACCUUCGGCGAUGGCUGGGAGAGCCGAUGGACCCCCAGCGAGUGGAAGAAGAGCGAUGGCACGCAGGGCACGUGGAAGCUCUCGGCCGGCAAGUGGUUCAGCAAUGAGGCAGAAGAUCAGGGCAUCCAGACUGCCGAGGACUCGCGCUUCUUUGGUCUGGCGGCCAACUUCGAGUCCUUUAGCAACUCGGGCAAGGAGCUGAUCAUCCAGUACCAGGCCAAGUACGAGAAGGACAUCGAGUGCGGGGGCGGCUACGUCAAGGUGGGCCCCAAGCUGGAGGAUCCCACGACUUUCGGCGACCCCACGCCUUACAACAUCAUGUUCGGCCCGGACAAGUGCGGCUACACCAAGCGCACCCACCUGAUCUUCAGCUACAAGGGCAAGAACGUGCUGAAGAAGACCGACCUGCCUUACAAGCAGGAGGGUGAGGGUACCUCGCACGUGUACAGGCUGACCCUGAAGCCUGACAACACUGCCAAGGUGGAGAUUGAUGGGGAGCAGGUCUACGAUGGCUCCUUGAAGGAGGACUGGGAGAUGCUGGCCGCCAAGGAGAUCAAGGAUCCUGAUGACAAGAAGCCCAGCGACUGGGUCGAUGACAGCAUGAUGGACGAUCCUGAGGACAAGAAGCCGGAUGGCUGGGUGGAGGAGAAGCGAAUCGUUGAUGCCAACGCCAAGAAGCCAGACGACUGGGAUGAUGAGGAGGAUGGCGAGUGGGAGGCACCCAUGAUUGACAACCCCGAGUACAAGGGUGAGUGGACCAUUAAGCGCAUCUCCAACCCUGCCUACAAGGGCUUCUGGGAGGCCAAGAAGAUUGCCAACCCUGAGUAUGUUGAUGACGACAGCCUCUACAAGUAUGAUGACUUUGGUUUCAUCGGCUUCGACUUGUGGCAGGUCAAGGGCAACACCAUUUUUGACAACGUCAUCAUCACUGAUGAUGUGGCUGAGGCGGACAAGUUUGUGGCAAAGUGGAAGGCGCUGAGUGAAAUUGAGAAGGCCAAGAAGAAGGAGGAGGAUGACAAGAAGGCUGAGGAAGCCAAGGCAGCAGCCAGCAGCGACUCCAAGGAUGACGACGAUGACGAUGAUGCUGAUUCUGAGGAUUAA
This is a messenger RNA of Effrenium voratum, 1212 nucleotides long. Lineage: Eukaryota; Dinophyceae; Suessiales; Symbiodiniaceae. The record is from the annotation of a GenBank genome assembly.